AUGGGUAUCACGAAAAAGAAGAAGAAGCCUAAGAAGAAGAAGAUAACGCUGAGAAAAGUUAUCGAAUCAGCCAAACGAUCGGUGAUACAAAGCAACGAUGCACAGGCAGUAAUUCAGUCUGCUCUUAAGGGUGCCCAAACAGCUGUCAAGCAGGCUGGUGGAAAGAAAAAUAUACGUGCACCACGUGUUCUACCCGUACCAUCCAAAGUUGGAGGUUUCCUGCCGUUUCUCGUACCUAUGUUUGCGGGUCUGAGUGCUGCCGGAGCGUUAGCAGGAGGUGCAGGACUGUACUUGAAACCCUACAAGAAGGGACUGGGCAUUCAUCUAAAGCCAAAAAACUUGAAGUGAAACUACCACGUCGGGCGUUAACUGAUGCAGAUCUGCUCAAGUACGCCAGGCUCAUGAAUAUUCCACAUUUUCGUGGAAUUUUUAUGCGGAAUGCUAUGCCAAAAGGUGGAUCGUACAAAUACGAAUCGGUAAUCGUCAAUCUCGACGAUGAGGACGGUUCCGGAACACACUGGGUCGCCCACAUGAAGAAAAAAGACUCAGUAAUUUAUUUUGACAGUUUCGGUAAUCUUCGCCCCCCACUAGAUCUCAUUAGGUAUCUUGACGUUGGUAGUGUAAAAUAUAAUUAUGAACGGUAUCAGAACUAUGAUACUUUCGAAUGUGGCCACUUGUGUCUCAAAUUCUUAUGUGGGCAGUUAAAUCGUAAGAAUAAGUAUCGUCUAUAUAAACAUGCUGCAUA
Molecule: messenger RNA, 745 nt
Organism: Cephus cinctus (wheat stem sawfly)
Lineage: Eukaryota; Metazoa; Arthropoda; Insecta; Hymenoptera; Cephidae
Exons: 2
Coding region: 1-348 (115 amino acids)
Source: RefSeq, a predicted model, not a curated record